AGAAGGAAGCCUUGACAAAACCUCCCAGAUUCCAGCAGACAGCGAUUGUUCCCAUGUUCUAAUCGUGUUUACUUUGUAACAAUGUGUUUGGUUUUAUUAACGGGUAUUUGAGACGACAAUGCUGGAUGGUGGUCGCAGUCAUGCGGUUCACACGGGACAUUUGCAGGCUGCUGGGGCUUGGGAGCGAAACCUCCAGUGUUCAACACCAGGAGGAGAUGGAAUGUGGAGCAGUGACCUCUGAGCCCACCGACAUCACACAGGAACAGGACAUCAGUGGAGAGGACUGUCUGAGCGAGGAGGAGAAGGCCAAACACAGAGCGGCGCGACGCAGAGCCAAGAAGAAGCGUCGACGGGAACGCAAGAAGCUGGAGCAGGUGAAGAAGCCUGAGGGCACUGAUCAGGAUGUGGAGGAUGAUGGUAGAUCUGAGGAGGAAGAGGAUAAAGAUGAGAGUGAGUCUGAGGUGGAGGUAGAAGUGGAGAUAGAGAAAGAAGAUAAAACCGCCAUCGCCUGCUCUAAGGAACCCUCUUCCCCAUCGCCAGCCCCCUCAGGAACUAAAGGACCCCAGAAUACCGCUGCACGAACAUCUGAAGAGGAACUGGAGUGGGAUGUGAGCAGUGCGUUCUUUGCUAACGCUGCUAGCCACAUCCGGCCAAAAGUUAUGACCAAACCUGGCGCCAAGUCCAAAGAGAAUAAGGAGAAUGAGAGCAGAACCAGAGAGGUGAAUGAAACUGAUGCUGUGACUAAGAGAAGUGCCUUGUUGACAGAAAAAGGGAUCAAGCUGGUCCAGGAGGGCCAGUAUUCUCAGGCAGUCAGUAUGUUUACAGAAGCCAUCAGAUACAACCCAAAGGAUUAUAGGUUCUUUGGGAACCGGUCGUACUGUUAUAGCUGUUUGGAGCAGUACCCCCAGGCCCUGUCUGAUGCUGAGAGGUCCAUCCAGCUGGCAGCUGCCUGGCCUAAAGGACACUUCCGCAAGGGCAGCGCACUCAUUGGCAUGAAGAGGUACAGUGAGGCGGAGAAAGCCAUGGAACAGGUGCUGAUGCUGGAUGAAGACUGUGAGGAGGCAGUCAUCGAUCUCUUCAACUGCAAAGUCUUACAGCUUAUGGAGCUGGGUUUUGAGGAGAUGCAGAGUGUGUUGCUGCUGGAGAGAUUCACCAGUGUACAGGCUGUGCUGGCUUCACCUGAGGCUUCUAGGGUGGUGAGCCAGGACUCCUCAUUGAGCCUGCCAGGGUCCUUGUGUGCAUCUCUCUGGGUGGGGAACGUGACCACUGAGAUUGCUGAGAAACACCUAUUGGACCUAUUUCAAACCUAUGGGGAGAUAGACAGUAUACGAGUUAUCCAUGAGCGGUUCUGUGCAUUUGUCAACUUCAAGAAUGCCAACAUGGCAUCGCGGGCCAUGGAGAAACUCAACGGCUACAGUAUAGAGAACACAAGGUUGGUGGUUCGCUACCCAGACCGUAACACCCAGAGGGUUCUGCCAAUCCCCCUCAAGAGUAGCCCCCCCACAUCGCAACAGGCAGCUGCUGCUACUUGUCCCAGACGUCGUGGCCCAGUGAACGGAGAUGAGUGUUACUUCUGGAGGACCACUGGCUGCCAUUUUGGGGACAAGUGUCGCUACAAACACAUUACCGAACAGAGGGGCAAAGACAGGAAGCCCUGGCAGCCCUGAGCAGUUUCCUCCCCACCUCUGGGCUUUUAUAGAAACUGGAACCCCAUUACAAACACUGACUGAGCCGAAGGUCUGUUAAAUUGGGCCAUGUUCUCCCCCCCCCAAGGACAGCAGGAGAACUGUUGUUAUGGAGGUCAAUGUUAAGAGUAAUAAAAUGGUGGACACCAUAAUUAAUAAGAGCAUAUUUUGACUAAUAAUGGACCAAUUAACAGCCGUUCCCCUUGACCACAGCUCGGUGUUUAGGCUCAUGGGAACCAACCUCAAAAGCUUUAAGCCUUAACCUUCAUCAGUUAGCCUUACAGCUAGCAUUCGUUAGCCUAACCAGCCAUGGCCUCUCUAAAUGAGUCUAGUUCAAGGCUUAGAGGAAGAAAGGUGUCAUACAUUGUCAAGAUUCUCUAGGAGGAGCUCUCCUUUCUCUGCUUUGGUGAAGGUAACCAACUGAACAAUUUUCUAUGACCUCUGUUCGAUCAUUUUUCUGAUUUGAGUCUUGAUCCUGGGAAAGUGAAAAUGGGUGCUGUUUCUCUACUAAGGGCAAGCUGCAGUCUCGGUCCCUUCAGCCCUGGCUCGGCUAUGCUAUGCUAAUCUACAGCCACUACUGUCUGGGUUUUGUGGCCUGUGCUGUCCUUGUCCUCCUCCUCUCAUUUCUCAACAUCUCUCUUACCGUGCCAAUACCGUCAGAAUGGAAUAGGCCCUCCACACCAAAGGAGACCCAGAAGCCAUGCUGCAGAUACACCCUGAUGUUUCAGUUCCUCGCUAAAAGGAUGGUGCCUCCCUUCCACUCUGACUUGGUGCUUAGUAACCUUAUAAUAGUAUAAUGUUCAUUAGGCACCAAAUUUGAGAAAACAGACACAGGGAAGGACUACCUGGAUUUCUCCAAAAAUAAAUGUUCCAUUUCCAAACAUUUUCCUUGGCAUGCCCUAAUGAACAUGACCCAGUGCUUGAUCUACACUGGGCUAUGGAUCUGUGCUAUUGGCCUUAGCUAUGUGGUCCAUUGCAAUGUGCACAAACCCCAUAAUGAACAUCUAAAGAGAGCAGUACCACCAAAUUCCAUAAAGGUAACUUGUUCUUCAGUGUAUUAAUGUGUGUUUCUAUUUUUCAUUUUACUACUGUACCCGAUGGCCAACCACUUAAAUGCACACUGAAUCUUUUGGGUGAUUUUUGACACUGAGAAUUGACACCUACUUUUCUGUGUUUGUCAAGGUUUGAGUAAUUGUAGUUAUUUAGUAAGCUAGUUUUUAAAACAUCUGGGAAAUAAGCCUCUUGCUUCUUGAAUGAACCAAAUUGAUUUCUCUUGCGGUUUCCAUCUACCAUCUAUUCUCUAGAACAAGCACCCUCUUUGUCCUAUGAAGGGACAGAAUCGCUGAAUUUACACUGUAUUCGGAGGGUAUUCAGACCCCUUGACUUUUUCGAUAUUUUGUUACAUUACAGCCUUUUUCUAAAAUUGAUUGAUUGAUGGAAAAGAAACAAUCUACACACAAUACAGCAUAAUGACAAAGUGAAAACAAGUUUUUAGAUUUUUUUGGGAAACCGAUACCUUAUUUACAUUAUUAUUCAGAAGGGGAGGUUCUGCUUUUCUGUGGUUGCCUUGGUUCCAGCCUCGUAGAGAUUGGUCAAAGCAAACAGAACUUCAUAUUGGGGAAAAAGUCACAUGAGAAACCACGAGAAUAUUACCUUUUAAACGACUCGCAGAAGUGUAUUUUUUUGUUCGUUUCAUGACCAAGUACACAGUAUUCGCUCAUUUUGGCCGAUGCAUGUUUAAUAAUUUUGAUAGAAAUGAACAAUUAAGUAUUUCUGUGUGGUGGCCACUUUUUUUUUAUUUGGUGUGAUUUUAGUAAAGGAGUCCAUUUCUCAAGCCCCUAUUUUAAUUUUAUUUUUAUGAUCUACCCCACGAAAUCUGUAUACGCACCAAACUGUUUAACUCAGGCACUGUAAUCUCUGUUUAUGCUAAAUCUACCAAAUAUUGUGUUAAACUAUUCUGCACUGCCAAAGAGUCCUUUGUAAGUCAUACAUUUAUUUGAAUAAUUUCA
Molecule: messenger RNA, 3694 nt
Organism: Oncorhynchus gorbuscha (pink salmon)
Lineage: Eukaryota; Metazoa; Chordata; Actinopteri; Salmoniformes; Salmonidae
Exons: 15
Coding region: 126-1667 (513 amino acids)
Molecular function (GO): protein binding; metal ion binding; RNA binding
Source: RefSeq, a predicted model, not a curated record